AUGUCAUUGCUGAAUCAAGAUGAGGAGUGCUGUACAGUGGAAUUGAUUGAUUUCUCCAGUUGUUGCAAUAGUGACUCAUAUCAAGAUCCAAUGAUCGGAAUGUUGAAACAAAAACUUAGAUCACCAAAGCGAAUCGCCUUCUCCAACAAAUUUGAAGAAUUCAAAAGUAUUGAAUUUGAUGAUGAUGUGUAUGAUGUUAGGAUUUCUAGAUCCUGCUCAUUGAUAGUUGUUGUUAAGAGUAACUGUUUUGUUUUUAUUGAUUAUGAAACAUUGGAAAUCAAGCAACAAGUAGAAACUGCAUGCAUAUAUUUCGAACUUGAGGAAGAUUAUGAUAAUUGUGGAAAUGAUGCCUUGUUGAUGAAUCAUAAUAGGAUUAUUUCGAAAUAUGAUUUGAAACAAUUUAUAAUUACAGAAGGGAGUUGUCAACCCAUUUGGACCUAUCGUACUGAGACAGAUAUAACUAUUACUAGCAAACCAAUUAAUGCUAUGAUUUUGGAUGGAAAAAAAGUUGUGAUCUUUAAUGAGGAUAAUUGUAUGACUUUUCUUGAUGCCAAGACAGGAACAAAGCUAAUGGAGUACACAAUCAAAUUGGAGAGCUCUGUUUCUGGAUGCUUUGAACCUGAUCGUAGGAAACCAAAUACUCUGUAUCUCUUCAUGAAGGAAAUGAUGAAAUUUGAAUAUGAGAAUGGGAAUUGGAAAUGUACCUCAUUUGCUACCGGUCAUAGUAAUAUUGAUGGAUUAGGCAUGGAUAGAGUAUCUGGUAUUCUUUAUUUUAGUGGAUAUUGUGAGAGCAAAUGGAGCAUUUCUGCAUAUACAACUUGUGGAACUUUUAUUGGAACACAUUCUGUCACUUGCUCUGGUUUUUACAUUGACGAGAGAACAGGGUUAAUGUACAUGGCAGAAACGGGCAAGAUUUCAAUUGUGAAAUAA
Molecule: messenger RNA, 930 nt
Organism: Naegleria gruberi
Lineage: Eukaryota; Heterolobosea; Eutetramitea; Acrasida; Naegleriidae
Exons: 1
Coding region: 1-930 (309 amino acids)
Source: RefSeq, a predicted model, not a curated record